Messenger RNA from Impatiens glandulifera, 2331 nucleotides. Its product is annotated as protein NARROW LEAF 1-like. The record is from RefSeq and is a predicted model, not a curated record. The transcript is spliced from 6 exons. Lineage: Eukaryota; Viridiplantae; Streptophyta; Magnoliopsida; Ericales; Balsaminaceae. Bases 194 to 2014 code for a protein of 606 amino acids.
UCGCUUCUCUCUCUGAAGCACGUACUGACCAUCAAAGUUCCAGCCUUUUUCGCGAAACGAAGUCUCUCUUUUUGAAGUGACAUUUUCUAUCCAUUUGGAAGAUGAUUAUGGAGGGAAUUCGGCUUUAGGGUAUGAUAGUAUCCAAGUUCUUGUUCUGGUUUGAAUCUCAAUUCCGCAGCUAUAGGUAGGAACAAUGGAAAGGGGGGGAUUAGGUUUAAGAUUUCAUCACUCAGGGACUACACCAUCUGCAGAAUCGGCUUUGGAUUUGGAAAAGGCAUAUGGAAACCAUCCAAAUCAACCCCCUUCUAGUACUAGUCCGCCGCCACAAACUUUUACAUCAAGUGGACAACACUCAGAAAGCAAUGCAGCUUAUUUCUCGUGGCCAACUUCUAGUCGAUUGACAGAUGCUGCUGAAGAUCGAGUAAACUACUUUAGUACUCUUCAGAAGGGUGUUUUACCUGAAACAUUGGGCAGAUUGCCCUCUGGACACCAAGCAACGACUUUACUUGAACUGAUGACCAUCAGGGCAUUUCACAGCAAGAUCUUGCGUCGUUUCAGUUUAGGAACUGCAGUUGGUUUUCGGAUUAGUCGAGGUGUAUUGACGGAUAUACCAGCUAUUCUAGUCUUUGUUGCUCGGAAGGUUCACAGACAAUGGUUAAGUCACAUUCAGUGUCUUCCAGCUGCUCUUGAGGGACCUGGUGGUGUAUGGUGUGAUGUUGAUGUGGUAGAGUUUUCCUACUUCGGUGCACCUGCAGCUACUCCAAAAGAACAAAUAUAUAAUGAGCUUGUGGAUGGGUUGCGUGGUAGUGAUCCAUACAUUGGCUCUGGCUCCCAGGUUGCUAGCCAGGAGACAUAUGGGACAUUAGGUGCAAUUGUAAAGAGUCGAACAGGAAACCAAGAGGUUGGGUUCCUCACUAAUCGGCAUGUGGCUGUUGACUUGGAUUAUCCAAGCCAGAAAAUGUUUCAUCCCUUGCCCCCAAGCCUUGGACCAGGGGUAUACCUCGGUGCUGUCGAGAGAGCAACAUCAUUCAUAAGAGAUGACCUUUGGUAUGACAUCUUUGCCGGAACAAACCCAGAAACAUUUGUUCGAGCUGAUGGAGCCUUUAUUCCAUUUUCUGAUGAUUUCAACAUAACGAAUGUGACCACAAUGGUCAAAGGCAUAGGUGAGAUUGGUCAAGUGCAUAUAAUAGAUUUGCAGUCUCCAAUCAAUAGUCUUAUAGGGAGACAAGUUGUGAAGGUUGGAAGAAGCUCGGGAUUAACUACAGGAACUAUAAUGGCUUACGCCUUAGAGUACAACGACGAAAAAGGAAUCUGUUUCUUCACUGAUUUCCUUGUUGUUGGUGAGAAUCAACAGACCUUUGACCUUGAAGGUGAUAGUGGAAGCCUCAUUCUUCUCACGAAUCAAAAUGGCGAGAAACCAAGGCCAGUUGGAAUCAUUUGGGGUGGAACAGCCAAUAGGGGUCGUUUAAAACUAAAGGUUGGGCAGCCUCCGGAGAAUUGGACUAGUGGAGUUGAUCUAGGACGCCUUCUUGAUCUCCUCGAGCUUGAUCUUGUUACAAGUAAUGAAGGGUUUGAAGCUGCACUUCAAGAGCAAAUCAACGCAUCGGCCUUAGGAAUGGAUUCGACGGUGGGAGAAUCAUCUCCACCUUUCCGGAUGCGACUCAACGAUAGAACAGGAGAGAAUCUUGUACCCAUUGAUAUGAACCUGGAGCAAGUUCCUAUUGAAAUUGAAUGUCAAAAGGGACAGAACUCUGAACACGUAUACAGUGGCAGUGAGUUUCAGUUCAAGACAGGUUCUGAAGCAACUGCAAACGUAGAACACCAGUUCAUUCCGAGCGUUGCUAGUAUUUCUCCAGUUCGUCAAAACAGCCUUAGAUUAUUUCAGGACCACGGAAAAUCAAGUACACUUGCAGCCUUGAGGGAUGGAACCGAUGAAGAAGAGAUGUAUGUUUCGCUGCAAUUAGGCGAGCCUCAAGCCAAGAGGUUGAAAGAAUCCGAUACUCCUCCUCCAUGAUAGCGAUUUAAGUCAAAAUAUCGCGAUGAUUUCUAAGGCGGGGUUAAUUGUUCAAUCGAGAUUACUGAAAUCCAGCUUAGUAAAACAAGAAUGUUCAAAAGACCAUCUUUUUUUCCCACUUUAAGUACUUGUUAUGUGUUCAGUGUUGUUCAUUUUGUCUUGUAACUUUUUUUGUAUAACUUUUUUUCACCCAUUAGGGUUUCCUAUUUAUAUAUAUAUGGGUAUAAAUGUUGGUAUCUUUGUAGAUGAACCCUAUUUGUAAGUCUUUGGAAGGUACUUUGUAUAUUCCUUCAUUAAUUUAUAAAUCCUUUUGUCAA